AUGUACCUGCCAUCAACGUCGUACACAGGACCUUCAACUACAAUUAACAGCGGCGCGGGGACAUCUAUUGCGGGGAGCUCUGAGCGCACGGAAGAAGCGUUCCACCAGCCAGCCAACACUCAUGGCACAAACAAUGCCGAGUCAGUGUCAGAAAUGGAAAUCGUGCCAGCAAUACCGACAAGCACACAUGUGCACACCAGCACAAGCAACACUCGAGCAGGUGAAACAGCCGCCGAUACUGAAGUGAAUGAUGAAACCGAUGAUGAAGCACAAGGGGAUGAAGAUGGUGGAUGUGCAAAGGAAUUCUACCAGACAUAUGCAAAGUUCCAUGGGUUUGCGGUCAACACCGAAUACCAUAGGAAAAUUAAAAAAACUAACGAGUACAGCAGAGGUGAGAUGAGGUGCUACAAGGCACGAAGAAACAAGAAGGGCAAAGGUGAUGCGCCUGUCGUUCCGGAACGAAAGAGAGGUAUCAUUGUCAAGAUGGAAUGCCCUGUUCGGUGUAAGCUGAACGUAGAUGGAGCACAGUGGGUGGUCACUGAAUAUUUUGACGAGCACAACCAUGAGCUAAUAAAGAAGUUUGACCUGGUAAAAUUUCUGACCGCCCAUAGAGGAUUCACCCCCCUCGAGAAGAAAUUCAUAAAGCUGCUACAUGAUUGUAACGUCGGUCCAUCAAGAAUGGUGCAGAUACUCUCCCUCAUCCAUAGCAAGAAUGGGUCUCUGAGUAGCAUGCCCUACCUACUAGCAGACGUCACAAACCUAAAGGCAAAGUACCGUAGAGAAAGCAAGUUGGCUGACAUAGAAGCCACGAUAGCCUACUUCGAUGAGAAAGCGAAAGAAGAUCAAGAUUUCUUCUACAGGAUAAGAUUGGACGAUGAGGACCAUAAGGCCGAGGAGACACUAGGACCGUUCUUUGCUGACCGUCCAGACCUGCACAAGGCAUUCGAGCUGUGCGUGGACCACAGCUUGACGGUGGAGGAGUUUGAAAGGAGCUGGAUGGCUAUGAUUGAAACAUAUCAAGUCCAAGACCACGAGACGCUUGCUAGCUUGUGGGAGAAGCGAAUGUACUGGGUGCCGGCCUACUUCAUGCAAUGUUUCUUCCCGUUUCUGCAGACUACACAGCGCAGUGAGGGGUUCAAUGCUGUUUUGAAGCGGUACAUGAGCCCUGGCAACUCAUUACUACAGUUUGCCAAGCAGUACACCGCUUUGCAACAAAAAAUACUGGGAUCCGAGCUACAGCAAGAAGCAAACACCGCACUCAAGCAGCCAAAAUUGCUAACGUAUUUACCAAUGGAGAGGCAGAUGAGCAAGAUAUACACCAACACGAUUUUUAACAAAUUCCAGGAAGAAAUAAAGCGUGCCAGCAUGUACACGGCUUUCCAGGUGGACGAACAUACAUUCAAGGUGUGUUCUAUCAUGGGCAUGUCGGAUUCAGAACCUGAAGACCCAGACAAGGGAAGGAACUACUUUGUGAAGGCAUCGAUAAGCGAAGGCGAAUACUACUGCCAAUGCUGCAAAUUCGAACUGGACGGGAUUGUGUGCUGUCACAUUCUAAAAGUAAUGGACUUGAACGCGGUGACACGAUGCCCCGCCAUUUCAUAA
Aegilops tauschii subsp. strangulata is the source of this 1602-nucleotide messenger RNA. Lineage: Eukaryota; Viridiplantae; Streptophyta; Magnoliopsida; Poales; Poaceae. The record is from RefSeq and is a predicted model, not a curated record.